AUGGAUGACCUCUUUGAGGUUUUCGAGGAGCAGCCUCGCGCUCAGAAGAAGCGCAAGGCCUCUCCCGAUGUCGAAAUGACUGAUGGAGCUGCCACCGCUGCUGCCGCUGCGAAUGCCGCCGCCGUCACCCACAUGCAAGCGCAAGUCGUCCCCGUGCCGCAAGAAGACAACGACAAUAACAACAACACGGUCGACCAGCCCGCGACUUCCAACGGCGAUGCCCCUGCCACUGCCGACGAUGUUCAGUCGCCCCAGAGCCCCCAUGGCCAGGGCGACAGCAAGCGCAGAAAGAGGACCGACGAGGCCGAGCCCAUCAUGACCGAUGCCUUCCAGACGGCAGAGUCCCGAGAGGUCACCGGCGCCCAGGGUUUCGCGCCCACCGAGGGCGAGUCCAUCGUCAUCUCCCACAACAUUCAGCAUCAAGUCGCCCUUCCCCCCGACCUUGACUACGAGUAUAUCCCCUUGUCCGAGCACAAGCCCCCCGCCGAACCCGCCCGAACAUACUCCUUCAAGCUCGAUCCCUUCCAGGCCCUCUCCGUCGCCUCUAUUGAGCGCGAAGAGAGUGUCCUGGUUUCCGCCCAUACCUCUGCUGGUAAGACGGUCGUUGCCGAAUACGCCAUUGCCCAGUGCCUCAAGAAGAACCAGAGGGUCAUCUACACGAGUCCCAUCAAGGCUCUUUCCAACCAAAAGUACAGAGACUUCCAGGCCGAGUUUGGUGACGUUGGCCUCAUGACUGGUGAUGUUACCAUUAAUCCCACAGCCAGUUGUCUCGUCAUGACGACCGAAAUUCUGCGGUCCAUGUUGUAUCGCGGUUCCGAAAUCAUGCGCGAAGUCGCCUGGGUCGUCUUCGAUGAAAUCCAUUACAUGCGCGACAAGAUUAGAGGUGUUGUCUGGGAAGAGACCAUCAUCCUGCUUCCCGACAAGGUCAGAUACGUCUUCCUCUCCGCCACCAUUCCCAACGCCUUCCAGUUCGCCGAAUGGAUCGCCAAGAUCCAUCGUCAAGCCUGCCACGUCGUCUACACCGAUUUCCGUCCUACGCCCUUGCAAAACUACUUCUUCCCCGCCGGUGGCAAGGGUAUCCUCCUCAUUGUCGACGAGAAGGGUAAUUUCAAGGAGAAUAACUUCAACCAAGCAAUGGCCAUGAUCGAAGAGAAGAAGGGUACCGAUUCCAACGACUGGAGUGCCAAGCAAAAGGGCAAGGGCAAGAACAAGAAGACGAACAAGGGCGGAGAGGCUGCCAACGAGAAGGCGGAUAUCGCAAAGAUCAUCAAGAUGAUUCUCAAAAAGAAUUUCCAGCCUGUCAUCGUCUUCAACUUCAGCAAGAGAGAGUGCGAGCAGAUGGCCUUGGCCAGUUCCACCAUGAAGUUCAACGCCCCGGAUGAGGAGAACAUGGUCAACAAGGUGUUCGAGAAUGCUCUUGCUCAGCUGUCCGAGGACGACAAGAACCUUCCCCAGAUCGCCAACAUCCUUCCCCUUUUGCGCAAGGGUAUCGGUGUGCAUCACUCCGGCUUGUUGCCCAUCCUCAAGGAGACCAUUGAGAUUCUGUUCCAGGAGGGUCUUAUCAAGGUCCUUUUCGCCACCGAAACCUUCUCCAUCGGUCUAAACAUGCCUGCCAGAACCGUCGUCUUCACCCAGGUCACCAAGUGGGACGGUCAGCAACGCCGCCCUCUUACUUCCUCUGAGUACAUUCAGAUGGCUGGCAGAGCUGGUCGUCGUGGUCUCGAUGACCGUGGUAUCGUCAUCAUGAUGGUCGAUGACAAGCUCGAGCCCGAGACGGCCAGAGCUAUCGUUGUCGGCAACCAGGAUAAGCUCAACUCCGCCUUCCAUCUCGGUUAUAACAUGGUCCUCAACCUGCUCCGUAUUGAGGCUAUUUCGCCCGAGUACAUGCUGGAGAGGUGUUUCUUCCAGUUCCAGAACGCCGCCAGCGUACCGCAGCUCGAGCGUGAGCUCAUCAGCCUGCAACAGGAGAGAGACUCCAUCAUCAUUCCUGACGAGAGCAUUGUCAAGGAUUAUUACAAUGUCCGUCAACAACUGGAAGACUACAACAAGGAUAUGGUCCAUGUCAUUCAGCAUCCCCAAAACUGCGUUGGCUUCUUCCAGGAGGGCCGUCUCAUCCACAUUAAGAGCCCAAGUGGAGUGGACUUUGGCUGGGGUGUUCUGAUUAAGCAUACCCCCGCCAGCAACCGAAGAACGGUGUCUGGCGACUUUAACCCCAAGGCACGUGGAGAGAAGCCGAUGCCUGAGGGUAUCAUGCCUGCAGGAAAGGAUAGCAAGAAUGCCAGGUGGGAGGUUGUCCCCUGCCUUCUGAACUGUCUCAAAGCUCUCGGCCAGCUGCGUGUUUUCUUGCCCAAGAGGCUUGAAAGCGCCGACGAGAAGGACGGAGUGGGUAAGGCCACUGACGAGAUCAGCCGUCGCUUCCCUGACGGCAUCCCUAUGCUGGAUCCUAUGGAGAACAUGGGUAUCAAUGACGACAGCUUUAAGAAGCUGCUCCGCAAGAUUGAGGUCCUCGAGUCGCGUUUGGUGGCCAACCCUCUCCACAACUCUCCUCUCCUUAUUGAACUGUGGAACCAGUACAGCCUCAAGACGCAACUUGCCGAGCAGAUCAAGGACAAGAAGAAGGCCAUUGCCCAGGCCCACAGCGUUGCGCAGCUUGACGAGCUCAAGUCUCGCAAGCGUGUCCUUCGCCGUCUGGGCUUCAUCAACGACGCUGAGGUCGUCGAGAUGAAGGCCCGUGUUGCGUGCGAGAUCUCCUCGACCGAGGGUCACGAGCUUCUCCUUGCCGAGCUGCUCUUCAACCGCUUCUUCAACGAGUUGAGCCCCGAGAUUUGCGCUUGCAUUCUCAGUUGCUUCAUCUUCGACGAGAAGAUCGAGACACAGGCGCUCAAGGAGGAGCUGGCCAAGCCCUAUCGUGAGAUCCAGGCCCAGGCCAGGAUCAUCGCUAAGGUCAGCGCCGAAAGCAAGCUGGAUGUCAACGAGGACGAGUACGUUCAGAGUCUCAAGUGGCAGCUCAUGGAGACUGUCUUGGCUUGGGCUCAGGGAAGGCCGUUCUCCGAGAUUUGCAAAAUGACUAACGUCUACGAAGGCUCGCUCAUCCGUCUCUUCCGCCGUCUCGAAGAGCUUCUUCGCCAAAUGGCCGAGGCUGCUCGCGUUAUGGGCAGCGAGGAGCUCAAGGACAAGUUCGAGCUCAGCUUGUCCAAGAUCAGGCGUGACAUUGUUUCUUUCAACAGUUUGUAUCUGUAA
This is a messenger RNA of Sordaria macrospora k-hell, 3240 nucleotides long. NCBI's taxonomy places the organism in Eukaryota, Fungi, Ascomycota, Sordariomycetes, Sordariales, Sordariaceae. The record is from RefSeq and is a predicted model, not a curated record.